CCCACGCUUUUCCAGCAUCCGAUAAUUUAGAUUUGUAAUGUCAGAAGCGCUCCCGAACUCGUUUUAUUUGUUUAACAACUUCGCAACUUUUGGAUGUCAGUCAGAGAUACACGGUCGCAUUAAUUACCUACUGUUCCAGUGGUGCCAUACACGUACAGCAGACAACACUCUCCGCAAUGCAUUCGAAAUAAGGCAGGAAAAGAAUGGGAGCCCCGAAAACAGAUCAGCGUCGAUCAUGCGUUCGUCCUCCACAUUUAGAUAUACUAUGGCUGCCCCGAACGGCAAUGCGUUCCGUAGAAGGUGACCCAUCGGAUUGCGUACUAGUGGUUGGGGUAUCUCGCCCCAAAAUGGCCGCAGCAAUUCUAGUCGUGAUGCUAUUAUCUCUCUUCCUAACCUUUCACAUGCUAUACGAUAGCGCUCUUCACACCUUUCAAGCUUCAAGUAUCGAACGUCCUCGUCCACCCCUACUUCUGCUAUCAAGACGACUGUAUCCAACGGCCGCACGACGACUACCCCAAGCUAUCAUAAUUGGUGUUCGAAAGUGUGGCACGAGAGCGCUACUCGAAAUGCUAUACCUACAUCCGAUGGUCCAAAAGGCGGCUGGAGAGGUUCAUUUUUUUGACAGGGACGAAAACUAUAACAGGGGUCUCGAAUGGUACCGAAUGAAAAUGCCGCAUUCGUAUCAGGGUCAAAUUACUAUUGAAAAAAGUCCGAGCUACUUCGUUACACCUGAGGUACCAGAAAGGAUAAGGGCGAUGAACGCGAGCGUGAAACUUAUAUUAAUAGUUAGGGAGCCGGUAACGAGAGCAAUUUCGGACUAUACGCAAUUAAGGACUCACGCCGCGACGGCAUCGACGGUAACUCCAAGUUCGUCAUCUCAGCGAGCCUUUGAGCAGCUUGCGUUGAUGUCAAACGGAUCUAUAAACGAGCAGUACAGACCUCUGGCUAUCUCGAUAUAUCACAACUACGUUCACAGAUGGUUAGAAGUUUUCCCGAGGGAACAAAUCCUAGUCGUUAACGGAGAUUUACUAAUAGAAGAUCCGGUGCCCCAGUUACAGAAGAUUGAGAAAUUUCUCGGGCUGGAAUCCCGAAUAGGAACGCAUAAUUUUUAUUUCAACGAAACCAAGGGGUUUUAUUGUUUAAGAAACGAGACUUCCGACAGGUGCUUGCGAGAGAGUAAAGGCAGGCGACAUCCCAGAGUCGAUCCAUUUGUUGUUUCCAAACUGAGAAGGUAUUUCGGCGAGCAUAAUCAGAAAUUUUACGAACUAAUUGGGGAAGAUCUGGGAUGGCCCGAGGAGUAACCUUAGUUCUCAUUUAGUACCCGUACUUAAAUUUUUUAUCGCACUGGGUCAUGCAUACUGAUUUCUCUUAUUAUCCCCACGCGGACGUUUUUCGGUUGCGUGAUUAAGUUUUCCGCUGGCAUGUCUACCGGUAGUACAACAUCAUUGGUAAGUAUUUAAGAUAAAUUACGCCAAAAAUCCCGAGCGCGCAACGAUUUAGGUACUGCUUCCUUAGCGUUUAGAUCGUGUUAUCAAAUGGGACUAGUAGAAAAUUUAGAUGUAGCUGUAAGUGAAAUUAUCACCUUUAAUUAUUUAUUUAUUUACGUUAAGGAAAUCGAGCAAUUUGUCAACUUGAAGGAAGUGUUAGGGCGGAAAUUGCAUUUCCUAUCGUAAACACUCGCAGAAAGCAACAAGAAACAUUUAGUUUUAAAUGAAAUCGCUCAGAUGGAAACAAGCCGCGCUUUAUUUUAUUCUCCAGGAAAUUCACAAUUUUUUUCCUUCUCUUCUCCAAUAGUAUGCCUUGCAGUAUUUGCAUUUUUUCCCCGUUAAUGAAAUUCUCUUCGUGCUCAUUAAGUACGUUUACUAUUUGAAUUGAAAAUUAGUGCAGGGCAAAAAGAGGUUACAGCACAAAUGACUUGGAACUCAAAUAUUAAUUAAUUCAGGUAUACAUUUUGACAUACAUUCGCCGUUUGCAAAAAACAUCGGCACAAGUCAAAUAAUGAAAUUACAUACCGAAUAUCUUUAUUUUAUCCCUUAAUUCAGUUCAGGCGAAGGAAAAUCUAACCAAAGGGUGCAAAAAACGAAAGAAUCUCCACCCCAAGACCAUGAAAAUUAAUCUCCAGUGUGACAAGCGCGGAAAAAUUGCGAUGUAAUACAGUACGACCGCAUUAGAAGUGUCUUUGGAAUUCGAAUAUUACAUUACCUCUUUUCUGAAGCGAUUUUGCCAGGGACCCUGACCGGACCGAAAUAGAACCGUAAACCGGACCGAAACCGGUAUUGAGAACCGGAACCCUUAUUAUUUUUGUCGGUUCUUUUCGGUUGUUUACGGCUCAUAACAUGUUCUUAGAAGUUGAAGGAGAACCGGCAAACACGUCCUGAAAAUUGUUAAAUAUUACUCUAUGAUUGCCAUAGGUAGAUUAUAAAUUUUUAAUAAGAUGGCGAAAUUGAAGGCAGCACAGGUGGCGGUGACUGUAAUUUAGGCACUACUGUAAACAUAAAUAAUAAAAGGUGGAGCGAGGUUUUAGAAAAUAAAAAUAAAAAACAUACUCCAUACAUAAUUUUUUGACACAAGUUUUUGGUGUAUUUUUUUUGUUUUGUAUGAAUACAUAAUAAUAAUUUUUAAAAAAUGAAAAAAGGUUUUCGUCAUAAGACGGUCAAUUUAUGUAUACAAAGGGAAAUAAAAUAUAGCCUCAAUAUUUUUAUAAAUAAAAAAUUGCGCAUACGCACACUUGAUUUUUAAAAUUUGCGAUAUGUUUGCCUUUACUAGAAGCAUCUAUGGUUAAAACUUCAAAAAAAUAUAGCCUUAAAUAAGAGAGUGGACAUUGCCCAGUUUGCGCAGGCACACAUCUGAUUUUUACAAUAUGCGAUAUGCUUGUCUGUACUAUAAGAAGCAUCUGUGUUCAGAUUUCAAAAAGAUAUUCCUAUAAAUAAGGAAGUGAGAAAGUGGCCAUAAUAGCGCGGGGUGGGGGCCAGAGCGGUUUAAUACUUGUAGACCUAUACACUUGUAAUGGAAAACAAUUGAAUUUUUUUAAUAGCAAUGUACCCUUUCAUUGGGCUCAUUUGAUAGAGAUUUUUUUUCUCUUUUCAAUGACGUAACAUGUUAGCACCCUUAUGCAAGGAAUUAGAUUUUUUUUCACGCUUCUCGUGAUAGUGAUAUUUAAUGGCGAACGUUUUGAACCAUUUUACUGGUAACGUCUUCAAGGUUUAAUAAGAAACAUACACGUUCAUCUGUUUUAUUUUCAUGUAGG
Molecule: messenger RNA, 3247 nt
Organism: Photinus pyralis (common eastern firefly)
Lineage: Eukaryota; Metazoa; Arthropoda; Insecta; Coleoptera; Lampyridae
Gene: Hs3st-A
Product: heparan sulfate glucosamine 3-O-sulfotransferase 1
Exons: 4
Coding region: 204-1301 (365 amino acids)
Molecular function (GO): [heparan sulfate]-glucosamine 3-sulfotransferase activity
Source: RefSeq, a predicted model, not a curated record